Molecule: messenger RNA, 2004 nt
Organism: Onychostoma macrolepis
Lineage: Eukaryota; Metazoa; Chordata; Actinopteri; Cypriniformes; Cyprinidae
Gene: pxmp4
Product: peroxisomal membrane protein 4
Exons: 4
Coding region: 48-683 (211 amino acids)
Cellular component (GO): peroxisomal membrane
Source: RefSeq, a predicted model, not a curated record
GUGUUUCCGUGUGUUACAGCGUGAGGCGUCCGUCUCAAAGGAGAGUCAUGGCAGCCUCAGGUCUCUUUAAAACUGUAUUAUACACGGUUAACAAUCUCCUGCAACAACACAAAUAUAAAACUGCUCUGGCAGUCGUCAAAGGCUUCAGGAAUGGAGCUGUAUAUGGGGCUAAAAUUCGUGCCCCUCACGCCCUAGUGAUGACGUUUCUGUUCAGAAGUGGCAGUCUGAGAGAGAAGUUUAGGGCGAUCGCUCAGGCCACAUACACUCACUCCAGGAAUCUAGCCUGCUUUGUGUUCACUUAUAAAGGCCUGCAGGCUCUCCAGCAGCGCUUGCAGGGAAAACAGCUGCAGUCUCACUCGUUUCUGGCUGCCUGUGUUGGAGGCUGGCUGGUGUUUGGAGAAAAUAACAACAUCAACAGCCAGAUAAACAUGUACCUGCUGUCCAGGAUUCUCUUUGCUUUGUCUCGACUGGCCGUGGAAAAGGGCUUCAUCCCGCAGCCCAAGAAAGACCCGUUCCCGCUGUUUGCCACGCUGGUGUGGGGAAUCGUGCUCUGGUUGUUUGAGUAUCAUCCUCAUACGCUUCAGCCGUCCCUCCAGUCCUCCAUGAACUACCUCUACCACGACAGCAACACAUGGCAUGACAUUUCAGACUUUCUCAUCUAUAACAAACCAAAAGCCAAAUGAGUUGGACAACUUUAGGCUCCUGCAUUAAACCAUAGAAUCUAGCAAAAUAAGAGACCACUUUAGAGUUUUUGUUUCCUUUUAGUUUUGUUGUAUUGAAGGGUUUAAUUACUUUAACUUUAUUUGUGAUACAUAUAGAAAUCAGAGAUGUCAAAACUGUGUUGCCUUACGUGUUACAGGUUGCACUAAUUGACUUCUUUGCACACUGUCUAGAUUAUGUUCGCUCCACUUUAAAUGAGAUUUACUACUUUCACUUCUGUGAUACGGUUCAAACAGGGUUGGAAGGAAGAAGACGGGGUCGAGGUAGUGAGACUCGUGGCUUUUUAUUAAAUCUGGGUAACACCCCAAAUAAACGCGUGCAGCGUGCGCUACAAACAGAUUCUCAAAUAGCAGCACACGAGUCCUCCGUCUCAAGUCUCUCUCCUUAGUCCCGUUUCCUGGAGGCUUUAUCCCAUGUUUGUCAUCUUGAACUUGACCCAUGUACUUACUCUCUCUCUCGCCGUAGACCCCGCCGGACCACGCCCCCCUCACCACAACUUCAUGAUAACUUUAUUAAACCAUCGUGAAAGAACAGAAACCAACAUUAUUUUAAAUCUCUCAAAAACAUUUCCGUGACACAUUUCAUCCUAAAGCAAUUGAAAGCAAUUAUUUUGCUUGAAGUAUUAUGUUAUUUUGCAUAAGGAAAAUGUUUGCUUUUAGGACCGUGCUAGUUAGUUUCUCUAACUAAUGAUGUAUAAUGUUGCACUUAACAAUUUUAAAACAUAUGCUUUUUUUGCAUCAUGGUAAUGAGAAUUGCAAUCUGUGCAAUUUAAAUUCCGUGUUUUUCUCUUGUUUUUUGGGGGGGUGAAAUAUGACCCGGGUGUUUUGGUGAGAUUCUGCAGUCAGUCACUGGUGUUUUUUCCCGCUCUACUGUAUUUUAACGAAUGUAGAUCUGACUACUGUUUUGUAAAACAGCACUUUUUGGUGUCACAUGACUUUAUAAAGUAAACUAACAAUUAAUCAAACAAACAAACAGAUGAUGGCAUUGUGUACUCUGUUGAUUAAUGCUUUAUUAUAAUUAAUUGUCAUGUGGGUCCAUAGUUUAUUCUGGAUUCUCACCACAGCAUUGUUAAUUUGGGUAGGUACUUAAUCUAUUUUAUUCCUCUGCUGAUUGCAAAACUAUUAUUAAUCAAAAUGCAAGGGCCAAUAUGAGCAACAAUUUAGUACGUUGAAAUUCAAAAGUAAUUUUGUGCCAUUAUAUUCAAGAUUCAUUUUUCCAUGUGUUGUAUUUGUGUGGAUUUGAUGUAAGAAUGUAUCUAUUAAUUGAUUAAAUACAGAACCAGAA